Molecule: messenger RNA, 12289 nt
Organism: Homo sapiens (human)
Lineage: Eukaryota; Metazoa; Chordata; Mammalia; Primates; Hominidae
Gene: EP400
Product: E1A binding protein p400
Exons: 53
Coding region: 131-9502 (3123 amino acids)
Cellular component (GO): nuclear speck; nucleoplasm; nucleus
Molecular function (GO): chromatin binding; ATP binding; protein antigen binding
Source: RefSeq, marked validated
CUCCCGCCGGGGCCCCGGAUGCACUGAGCGGCUGCGGCGCGGCUUCCAUCCUCCCGCCCUCCUGACGCGGCCGGAGCGCAGCCCUGAGGCCCAGGGAGAACGACACAUUGGAUACAGAAGGGAGGUGAUCAUGCACCAUGGCACUGGCCCCCAGAACGUCCAGCAUCAGCUGCAGAGGUCCAGGGCCUGCCCUGGCAGCGAGGGUGAGGAGCAGCCGGCCCACCCCAACCCACCCCCGUCCCCCGCAGCUCCCUUCGCUCCCUCAGCAAGCCCGUCGGCACCCCAGUCUCCCAGUUAUCAAAUACAGCAGCUGAUGAAUAGGAGCCCUGCAACCGGGCAGAACGUGAACAUCACCCUGCAGAGCGUGGGCCCUGUCGUCGGGGGAAACCAGCAGAUCACACUGGCCCCACUGCCGCUCCCCAGCCCCACCUCUCCAGGCUUCCAGUUCAGCGCUCAGCCUCGGCGGUUUGAGCAUGGGUCUCCAUCAUACAUUCAGGUCACGUCCCCCUUGUCCCAGCAGGUCCAGACCCAGAGUCCCACGCAGCCCAGUCCGGGGCCGGGGCAGGCCUUGCAGAAUGUGCGUGCAGGUGCCCCUGGCCCUGGGCUGGGCCUCUGCAGCAGCAGCCCUACAGGGGGCUUCGUGGAUGCCAGCGUGCUGGUGAGGCAGAUCAGCUUGAGCCCCUCCAGUGGUGGACACUUUGUGUUUCAGGAUGGGUCAGGGCUCACCCAGAUCGCCCAGGGAGCCCAGGUUCAGCUCCAGCACCCGGGUACGCCCAUCACAGUCCGAGAGCGGAGACCCUCCCAGCCCCACACACAGUCAGGGGGCACCAUCCACCACCUGGGACCCCAGAGCCCUGCAGCCGCGGGUGGGGCCGGCCUGCAGCCCCUGGCCAGCCCAAGCCACAUCACCACGGCUAACUUGCCACCGCAGAUCAGCAGCAUCAUCCAGGGCCAGCUGGUUCAGCAGCAGCAGGUGCUGCAGGGGCCGCCGCUGCCCCGGCCCCUGGGCUUCGAGAGGACACCCGGCGUGCUGCUCCCCGGGGCUGGGGGCGCAGCGGGGUUUGGGAUGACGUCCCCACCCCCGCCCACCAGCCCUUCCAGGACUGCCGUGCCCCCAGGCCUUUCCAGCCUCCCACUCACGUCUGUGGGGAACACGGGAAUGAAGAAGGUUCCCAAGAAGUUAGAGGAGAUUCCCCCAGCCUCUCCGGAGAUGGCACAGAUGAGGAAGCAGUGCCUGGACUAUCAUUACCAGGAGAUGCAGGCUCUGAAGGAGGUCUUCAAGGAGUAUUUGAUUGAACUGUUUUUCUUGCAACACUUUCAAGGGAACAUGAUGGAUUUCUUAGCUUUCAAGAAGAAACAUUAUGCCCCAUUACAAGCAUAUCUUAGGCAGAAUGAUUUGGACAUUGAAGAAGAGGAGGAGGAGGAGGAAGAGGAGGAAGAAAAAUCUGAGGUUAUCAAUGACGAGCAGCAAGCCCUCGCAGGGAGCCUGGUAGCAGGGGCCGGAAGCACAGUAGAGACGGACCUGUUUAAGAGGCAGCAGGCGAUGCCCUCCACAGGUAUGGCAGAGCAGUCUAAGAGGCCUCGCCUUGAAGUGGGUCACCAAGGGGUAGUUUUCCAGCACCCAGGGGCGGACGCAGGCGUUCCUCUCCAGCAACUAAUGCCGACCGCACAAGGAGGAAUGCCCCCCACGCCGCAGGCCGCGCAGCUCGCUGGACAGAGGCAGAGUCAGCAGCAGUAUGACCCCUCCACGGGGCCUCCCGUGCAGAACGCUGCCAGCUUGCACACCCCACUGCCGCAGCUGCCCGGGAGGCUGCCCCCAGCCGGUGUUCCCACUGCAGCCCUCUCCUCUGCGCUGCAGUUUGCACAGCAGCCGCAAGUGGUAGAGGCCCAGACACAGCUCCAAAUCCCGGUGAAGACUCAGCAGCCCAAUGUUCCCAUCCCUGCACCGCCCAGCAGCCAACUCCCCAUCCCUCCCUCGCAGCCUGCACAGCUGGCCCUCCACGUUCCCACACCUGGAAAGGUGCAGGUGCAGGCCUCUCAGCUUUCCUCCCUGCCACAGAUGGUAGCAUCGACAAGGCUCCCUGUGGACCCUGCCCCGCCCUGCCCACGGCCUCUGCCCACCUCUUCUACCUCGUCCCUCGCGCCUGUGAGUGGCUCCGGCCCAGGACCCUCCCCUGCUCGAUCCUCUCCAGUAAAUAGACCUUCCUCAGCCACCAAUAAGGCACUAUCUCCAGUCACUUCCCGGACCCCAGGGGUGGUGGCAUCUGCCCCCACCAAACCACAGAGUCCUGCUCAGAAUGCCACCUCGUCCCAAGACAGUUCUCAGGAUACGCUGACAGAACAAAUAACUCUGGAGAACCAGGUGCAUCAGCGCAUUGCGGAGCUGAGGAAAGCAGGUCUGUGGUCCCAGAGGCGUCUGCCAAAGCUGCAGGAGGCCCCACGCCCCAAGUCCCACUGGGACUAUCUGCUGGAGGAGAUGCAGUGGAUGGCCACAGACUUUGCCCAGGAGAGGAGGUGGAAGGUGGCUGCUGCGAAGAAGCUCGUUAGAACUGUGGUGCGCCAUCACGAGGAGAAGCAGCUCCGUGAAGAAAGGGGGAAGAAGGAAGAGCAGAGCAGACUGAGGCGGAUAGCCGCCUCCACGGCCCGGGAGAUAGAGUGCUUUUGGUCGAAUAUUGAACAGGUUGUGGAAAUAAAACUACGAGUAGAAUUAGAAGAAAAAAGGAAGAAGGCCUUAAAUUUACAGAAAGUUUCCAGGAGAGGGAAAGAAUUGAGACCUAAAGGAUUUGACGCAUUACAGGAAAGUUCUCUGGAUUCAGGAAUGUCUGGAAGAAAAAGAAAAGCUAGCAUAUCUUUGACUGAUGACGAAGUGGACGAUGAAGAGGAAACAAUUGAAGAGGAGGAAGCAAAUGAAGGCGUUGUGGACCACCAAACAGAACUUUCUAAUUUAGCCAAGGAAGCUGAGCUGCCCCUCCUGGACCUGAUGAAGCUGUACGAAGGCGCCUUCCUGCCGAGUUCUCAGUGGCCCCGGCCGAAGCCUGAUGGGGAGGACACAAGCGGAGAGGAAGAUGCAGAUGACUGUCCAGGCGACAGGGAGAGUCGCAAGGACUUGGUUCUCAUCGACUCGCUUUUCAUCAUGGAUCAGUUCAAAGCUGCCGAGAGGAUGAAUAUCGGGAAGCCAAACGCCAAGGACAUUGCGGACGUCACUGCGGUGGCUGAAGCCAUCCUGCCGAAGGGCAGUGCUCGGGUCACAACCUCGGUCAAGUUUAAUGCUCCAUCUUUGUUGUAUGGGGCUCUCAGAGAUUAUCAGAAGAUUGGCCUGGACUGGCUGGCCAAACUUUACAGGAAGAAUCUCAAUGGCAUAUUGGCAGAUGAAGCUGGGCUGGGUAAAACAGUGCAGAUCAUUGCUUUUUUUGCCCACCUAGCUUGUAACGAAGGUAAUUGGGGCCCCCAUCUUGUUGUUGUGAGAAGUUGUAACAUACUCAAGUGGGAGCUUGAAUUGAAACGUUGGUGUCCCGGACUCAAAAUCCUCUCAUAUAUUGGCAGCCACAGAGAACUCAAAGCAAAGAGACAGGAGUGGGCCGAACCCAACAGCUUCCACGUCUGCAUCACGUCCUACACUCAGUUCUUCCGGGGCCUCACCGCCUUCACACGAGUGCGCUGGAAGUGCCUGGUCAUUGAUGAGAUGCAGCGCGUGAAGGGCAUGACCGAGAGGCACUGGGAAGCGGUUUUCACCCUGCAGAGCCAACAACGUCUGCUUCUGAUCGACUCGCCGCUGCACAAUACCUUCCUGGAGCUCUGGACCAUGGUGCACUUCCUGGUCCCAGGGAUCUCCAGGCCCUACCUGAGCUCCCCUCUGAGGGCCCCCAGUGAAGAGAGCCAGGAUUACUACCAUAAAGUGGUCAUAAGGUUACACAGGGUGACACAGCCAUUUAUUUUGAGGAGAACUAAGAGAGAUGUGGAAAAGCAACUAACAAAGAAAUAUGAGCAUGUUUUGAAGUGUCGCCUUUCUAACCGACAAAAAGCCUUAUACGAGGACGUUAUCCUGCAACCUGGCACUCAGGAGGCCUUGAAGAGCGGGCACUUUGUCAACGUCCUGAGCAUCCUUGUGCGGCUGCAGCGCAUCUGCAACCACCCUGGGCUCGUCGAGCCCCGGCACCCAGGCUCUUCCUACGUGGCGGGGCCACUGGAGUAUCCGUCCGCAUCUCUAAUCCUGAAGGCACUGGAGAGAGAUUUCUGGAAGGAAGCAGAUCUUUCUAUGUUUGAUCUCAUCGGCUUAGAAAAUAAAAUCACUCGUCACGAGGCAGAGUUGCUGUCUAAGAAAAAGAUACCGCGGAAACUCAUGGAGGAAAUCUCCACUUCAGCAGCCCCAGCAGCCCGACCAGCAGCAGCAAAGCUGAAGGCCAGCAGGUUGUUUCAGCCUGUGCAGUAUGGCCAGAAGCCCGAGGGUCGCACCGUGGCUUUCCCCAGCACUCACCCGCCCCGGACGGCAGCCCCCACCACGGCCUCUGCUGCUCCACAGGGCCCGCUUCGAGGACGGCCGCCCAUCGCCACGUUCUCUGCCAAUCCGGAGGCAAAAGCAGCAGCAGCCCCGUUUCAGACCUCUCAGGCUUCCGCCAGUGCUCCACGACACCAGCCCGCCUCGGCCUCCAGCACAGCCGCUAGCCCGGCCCAUCCUGCGAAACUGCGGGCCCAGACCACAGCACAGGCCUCCACCCCAGGCCAGCCCCCGCCCCAGCCCCAGGCCCCCUCGCACGCGGCCGGGCAGAGCGCGCUGCCUCAGAGGCUGGUGCUCCCCUCGCAGGCCCAGGCCCGCUUGCCCAGUGGAGAGGUAGUGAAAAUAGCUCAGCUGGCAUCCAUCACAGGACCACAGAGCCGCGUGGCUCAGCCAGAGACGCCGGUGACACUGCAGUUCCAGGGCAGCAAGUUCACCCUGUCACACAGCCAGCUCCGGCAGCUCACAGCGGGCCAGCCGCUGCAGCUGCAAGGCAGCGUCCUCCAGAUCGUGUCCGCCCCCGGGCAGCCCUACCUUCGAGCCCCUGGCCCUGUGGUGAUGCAGACCGUGUCUCAGGCGGGCGCUGUGCACGGCGCCCUGGGAAGCAAGCCCCCGGCCGGCGGUCCCAGCCCUGCACCCUUGACCCCACAAGUUGGCGUUCCGGGCCGCGUGGCGGUGAAUGCCUUGGCUGUAGGAGAACCCGGAACGGCCUCCAAACCAGCUUCUCCCAUUGGAGGGCCGACCCAGGAGGAAAAGACCAGACUCUUGAAAGAGCGCCUGGAUCAGAUUUAUUUAGUCAACGAGCGGCGCUGUUCUCAAGCUCCAGUCUAUGGCAGAGACUUGCUAAGGAUUUGUGCCCUGCCUAGCCAUGGAAGGGUACAGUGGCGUGGGUCCCUGGAUGGCCGUCGUGGGAAGGAGGCCGGGCCAGCGCACAGUUACACUUCAUCCUCAGAAAGUCCAAGUGAGCUGAUGUUGACGCUUUGUCGGUGUGGAGAGUCUCUGCAGGAUGUUAUUGACAGGGUGGCCUUUGUGAUUCCUCCGGUGGUGGCAGCACCCCCGUCCCUACGGGUGCCGCGGCCGCCACCCCUGUACAGCCACAGAAUGAGGAUCUUGAGGCAGGGCCUGAGAGAGCACGCUGCGCCGUACUUCCAGCAGCUGCGGCAGACCACGGCUCCACGCCUGCUGCAGUUCCCUGAGCUGAGGCUGGUGCAGUUCGACUCAGGGAAGUUGGAAGCUUUAGCUAUCUUGCUUCAGAAAUUGAAAUCUGAAGGACGUCGGGUGCUGAUUUUAUCACAGAUGAUUCUUAUGUUGGACAUUUUAGAGAUGUUCUUGAACUUCCAUUACCUCACCUAUGUAAGAAUCGAUGAAAAUGCCAGCAGUGAGCAACGGCAGGAACUGAUGAGGAGUUUCAACAGAGACAGGCGGAUUUUUUGUGCCAUUCUCUCCACUCACAGCCGUACCACAGGUAUAAACCUUGUAGAGGCGGACACCGUCGUGUUUUAUGACAAUGACCUGAAUCCAGUGAUGGAUGCCAAAGCUCAGGAGUGGUGCGAUAGGAUCGGGAGAUGCAAAGACAUCCACAUAUACAGGCUUGUGAGUGGCAAUUCCAUUGAAGAGAAAUUGUUGAAAAAUGGAACUAAAGAUCUGAUCCGAGAAGUGGCUGCUCAGGGAAAUGACUACUCCAUGGCUUUCUUAACUCAGCGAACCAUCCAGGAGCUGUUUGAAGUUUAUUCUCCCAUGGAUGAUGCUGGCUUCCCGGUCAAAGCUGAGGAGUUUGUGGUGCUUUCUCAGGAACCUUCUGUCACGGAAACCAUUGCACCCAAAAUUGCAAGACCUUUCAUAGAGGCCCUCAAGAGUAUUGAGUAUCUGGAGGAGGAUGCCCAGAAGUCCGCACAGGAGGGGGUGCUGGGACCACACACUGAUGCUCUGUCAUCAGACUCUGAGAACAUGCCGUGUGAUGAAGAACCAUCCCAAUUAGAGGAGCUAGCUGACUUCAUGGAGCAGCUUACACCAAUUGAAAAAUAUGCUUUAAAUUACCUGGAAUUAUUCCAUACUUCUAUUGAGCAAGAAAAGGAGAGAAACAGUGAGGACGCAGUGAUGACUGCAGUGAGGGCAUGGGAGUUCUGGAACCUGAAGACCCUGCAGGAGAGGGAGGCCCGGCUGCGGCUGGAGCAGGAGGAGGCGGAGCUCCUGACCUACACGCGAGAGGAUGCCUACAGCAUGGAGUAUGUCUACGAAGAUGUCGAUGGGCAGACAGAAGUCAUGCCGCUCUGGACCCCACCCACCCCGCCGCAGGACGACAGCGACAUCUACCUCGACUCGGUCAUGUGUCUCAUGUAUGAAGCCACUCCCAUCCCAGAGGCUAAGCUGCCCCCUGUGUACGUGAGGAAGGAGCGGAAGCGACACAAAACAGACCCCUCAGCUGCAGGCAGGAAGAAGAAGCAGCGUCACGGGGAGGCGGUCGUCCCUCCUCGGUCCCUGUUUGACCGCGCAACACCAGGACUUCUGAAAAUUCGCAGAGAGGGCAAGGAGCAGAAGAAGAAUAUUCUGCUGAAGCAGCAGGUGCCAUUCGCCAAGCCCCUGCCAACUUUUGCCAAACCCACAGCUGAGCCUGGUCAAGACAACCCCGAGUGGCUCAUCAGUGAGGACUGGGCGCUGCUGCAGGCUGUAAAGCAGUUACUGGAGCUGCCUUUGAACCUCACAAUCGUGUCACCUGCUCACACACCUAAUUGGGAUCUUGUCAGUGACGUUGUUAACUCCUGUAGCCGAAUCUACCGCUCUUCCAAACAGUGCCGGAAUCGCUACGAGAAUGUCAUCAUUCCACGAGAGGAGGGGAAGAGUAAAAACAACCGUCCUCUCCGUACGAGCCAGAUCUAUGCCCAGGAUGAGAAUGCCACACACACCCAGCUGUACACGAGCCACUUUGACUUAAUGAAAAUGACUGCUGGCAAGAGGAGUCCCCCAAUCAAACCUCUGCUUGGCAUGAAUCCCUUUCAGAAGAACCCCAAGCACGCGUCUGUGUUGGCAGAAAGUGGAAUCAACUAUGACAAGCCGCUGCCUCCCAUCCAGGUGGCAUCUCUCCGUGCAGAGCGAAUCGCAAAAGAGAAAAAGGCUCUGGCUGAUCAGCAGAAGGCACAGCAGCCGGCCGUGGCCCAGCCACCCCCGCCCCAGCCGCAGCCCCCACCACCCCCGCAGCAGCCACCGCCACCGCUGCCACAACCACAGGCAGCGGGCAGCCAGCCGCCAGCAGGGCCACCAGCUGUCCAGCCCCAACCCCAGCCACAGCCCCAGACCCAGCCACAGCCUGUGCAGGCCCCAGCGAAGGCGCAGCCCGCAAUCACGACGGGGGGCAGUGCAGCCGUACUGGCAGGAACCAUUAAAACAUCAGUUACUGGGACGAGCAUGCCCACUGGUGCCGUGAGUGGAAAUGUGAUCGUGAACACCAUCGCAGGGGUCCCAGCUGCCACCUUCCAGUCCAUCAACAAGCGCCUGGCGUCGCCAGUGGCUCCUGGGGCCUUGACUACGCCGGGAGGCUCUGCUCCCGCCCAGGUGGUGCACACCCAGCCCCCGCCACGGGCAGUCGGCUCCCCAGCCACGGCGACCCCUGACCUGGUGUCCAUGGCAACGACUCAGGGUGUUCGAGCGGUCACUUCUGUGACAGCCUCGGCCGUGGUCACUACCAACCUGACCCCAGUGCAGACCCCGGCACGGUCUUUGGUGCCCCAAGUGUCCCAAGCCACAGGAGUUCAGCUCCCUGGAAAAACCAUCACACCUGCACAUUUCCAGCUUCUCAGGCAGCAGCAGCAGCAGCAGCAACAACAGCAGCAGCAGCAGCAGCAGCAGCAGCAGCAGCAGCAGCAGCAACAGCAGCAGCAGCAACAGACGACGACGACCUCUCAGGUGCAAGUUCCACAGAUCCAGGGCCAGGCCCAGUCCCCAGCACAGAUCAAAGCUGUGGGCAAGCUGACGCCGGAACACCUCAUCAAAAUGCAGAAGCAGAAACUGCAGAUGCCCCCGCAGCCCCCACCGCCACAGGCCCAGUCUGCGCCCCCGCAGCCAACAGCCCAAGUGCAAGUGCAGACCUCGCAGCCGCCGCAGCAGCAGAGCCCCCAGCUCACGACGGUCACGGCCCCAAGGCCUGGUGCCCUGCUGACGGGCACCACCGUGGCCAACCUCCAGGUGGCCCGGCUCACCCGGGUUCCCACUUCUCAGCUGCAGGCGCAAGGGCAGAUGCAGACCCAGGCACCCCAGCCAGCCCAGGUGGCCUUGGCGAAGCCUCCGGUGGUGUCCGUCCCGGCAGCUGUGGUCUCCUCACCGGGAGUCACCACCCUGCCCAUGAACGUCGCGGGGAUCAGCGUGGCGAUCGGUCAGCCACAGAAGGCAGCAGGACAGACCGUGGUGGCCCAGCCCGUGCACAUGCAGCAGCUGCUGAAGCUGAAGCAGCAGGCCGUCCAGCAGCAGAAGGCCAUCCAGCCCCAGGCUGCACAGGGCCCGGCAGCCGUCCAGCAGAAGAUCACCGCACAGCAGAUCACCACCCCUGGCGCGCAGCAGAAGGUUGCCUACGCCGCGCAGCCGGCCCUUAAGACCCAGUUUCUUACCACACCCAUCUCCCAGGCCCAGAAACUGGCCGGGGCCCAGCAAGUGCAGACCCAGAUCCAGGUUGCAAAACUUCCUCAAGUUGUUCAACAGCAAACACCCGUGGCCAGCAUCCAGCAAGUUGCCUCUGCUUCCCAGCAGGCUUCUCCACAGACUGUGGCGCUCACGCAGGCGACGGCGGCCGGGCAGCAGGUGCAGAUGAUCCCUGCAGUGACCGCGACUGCCCAGGUGGUUCAGCAGAAACUCAUUCAGCAGCAGGUGGUGACCACGGCGUCGGCCCCGCUCCAGACUCCAGGCGCUCCCAACCCAGCCCAGGUGCCCGCCAGCUCCGACAGCCCAAGCCAGCAGCCCAAGUUACAGAUGAGGGUCCCUGCUGUCAGGCUAAAGACACCUACUAAGCCUCCGUGCCAGUAGUCAGGGCAGCAGGGCUGCCUCUCAUCUAAAGCAAAACUACCUUCCUCACAGAAAACGCUUUAUUAGUGAACCUUGGGACCAUGUCACGCAAGAGAUUCAGCACUGGGAAAGAUAUAAUUGAAACAAAAUAGUGUAAUCAUUUUAUUAAAAUGCAUCCCACACUGCAGGACAAAUGGUCCUUAUGGAGUGCCGCGUUCUCUGUACUACGUGGCUCAUGGAAAAAGUGACAACAUGGCUUCCUCUAAAUCAUUUCACCUUUCAGUCCCCACCCGCACCCGUCCCCUAGAGCCAUAGUACUGUGUUCUGAAAGCCAUUUAGAAUUUCUUUGUGAGCAUGUAGUGCUUUGCACGCCACAGAAGCCGUCUGCCGUGUGUGAGGAGCAUACAAUGGACUUUCUAAAGAUAAGGCGUGGGCUUCCACAGUGUCUGCCAGAGUUUAGUUCUUUAUACCUUACUGAAAAAUGCCUCGUGGUCUUCGCAGAGGGGAAGGCCUGUCUAAAGUCAAUCAUCCGAGAUGGGUUUUCCAUUCCAAAGAAAGGCAAUAUGGUUCCUUCCUUCCCUCCUAAAAUAUGACUUAACUUUUAAGAGAAAUGUUCUGACACCCACCUAAACACACAAGGCACGUUCCUGGCCUGUGUUCAAGGGAAAUGAUCAGUCAUUGCAUUGUUAUUCCAAAGAGCAGCCAACAGUGGCCUCCCCCAGGCCCUACCCUGCAAUGGGAUUCGCUUUCAUUUAAUGGAAACUUCUGGGACUGAUGCCCAACUCAGUGCACUCAAGACGCAUCUCCAGUUUUCGGGGGAAGCUGGUAUUUGACAUAGUGUGUUAAACAGCUCCUGAGAACCUUUGGGACACUCUGCCAUGGCUGGCGUGAGGCCCAGAGGACCACGCAGAGGCAAUGGUAGUACAGAUGUCACAGCUGAGGGUACGAUGAGGCCUGGGCUCAGUGAGCCAGGACGAAUGUGACAGACACCCCUUGCUGCCACAGUCAGCCCUUUGACGAAGGUGGGCUGGUGAUUCUGGAAGUAUUGGCUAUAGCGGUGGGCCCAGUCAACUCUUCCUUGUGGACUUACGACAGCAGAUUUUCUCUAGGAUAAGCUUGUGUGGUUCUGCCAGUGAAGCAGAGAACCACCUGUGCUGUUGUGGAAGGCGUGCCGUUGAGGGGGAAAACGAAGCCCAGUAUUUGCUACUGUUUUUCCUUUUUUUACUAUGACAGGAAAAUAAAUGCAAUUUUAGUGGAAUUGAUUGACAGUGUCUCCUUACUUUGAAGUUUUCACCAAAGCAAAAAGGUCCAUAUCCAAUAGUAUCCUUUGUGCUGUGGCUUGAUUUUGGCCUAUUUUACAUUAUUUGGUCCAGGAAAUUAGGUUAUAUUAGGUUUUUUGUAUACUAAAAAUCAGUUAUGGCACAAUAAAGAUUUUCUGUUUUUAAAUUGUAUUUCAUCUGCUUCCUCCCCAUUCUCUCACUUUAAGUGACAUUGAGGAAGGUAUUCUGUCCCACAGGUUUCUGUGGACAGCGAUACAGCAGGAGUCAGUGAAAUCAACUGGGGAGCUCACUUGAGCUCUUGAUAAGAAAUGUGGAGAAAAGUAAAAACCAAGCUUUGAAGAAACAGAAGAAAUUAAUCUUUUAGUUAGUUGAACAUACCAAAGCAGAGGACUGGAAUCUGUUUGUUCUAACCAACCCGUUCUCCCUGGCUUGGCACGUGCCGUGAGAGCGCAGCUUGCCGGAGGGAGGGCCGCUGUGUGCGCCUCACAUCUGGCUCCCAGUGGAAACUUUUACUCCUCCUCAUCCGCAGAUGUGAUAGAACUGAAGUAUCUAGGAAUUCUGCCUUUGUCAUUUGUUUUAAUUUGUGUGCCCUGUUCAUUUUUUUUGUCUUUCCCAAAUCUUGGUAGUCUCCUUAUAGUUGAAGAUAAAAUGUUGAGUGCACUUAUUUUAGAAUAUCCUAGACAUAACUGUCUAAGUAAAAGCGCUCUAUUAAUCUAAAACACUACAAGAGAAUUUAACACCAUCUCUCAAAUGCUUUUUUGGAGAGCUUAAUGGGAUUCUGAAUAUUUGCAAUGUGGAGUUUCCGCCCCGAUCUCACGUCAGUGAGGGUCUCCUGUCUCUCAAGUGUGUUUCCUUUGGCUGUUCCCUAAUACAAAACACGGACAUAUUUUUACUCGUAGCACUCAAUUUAGUAACUUCUAGAUGCUACCGUUGACCUGAGUUAAAUUCAUUUAGUCGUGUACGUAAAAACUCUCCUUUUAGUGUGUUAUUUUCUUGGCCUUCCCUUUUAAAGGUUAAAGUUUCUAACCUAAGAAUUAAGUACGCGUUCAGGAAGCUGUUGUCUAGGCCUUCCCCUUGUGAAUCUGGGUUCAUUCCAAUACGGCAAGUAAGAGUUGGAAACUUUGAGAACACAGACUAUAAAGGCAGCAGCCCGAACACUGUCAGACUCUAAUUGGCGACCCUGGGAAACAGUUGCCCUGCUAUUCUUUAAAGAAAGACGUUUAUUCUGAUGAUAAAAACAGUUAGCCAGACUGUUUUUAAAGCACCUGGCGGGAAGCAGAAGGUUGGAUCCAAGCCCUUGUUCAGAUUUGGUGCCUGAUAAGACAGGGGUUUCUCUUUUUGUGACCUUUAUUAUUAUUAUUUUGUUAACUGUUGUAACCAGUUAGCUGUUGUGUUUUAAGAUAGAAAGGAACAAGACUAAAAUUGUAAAUACUUUGUAAACAUCAGCAUUUGUACUUGAAUAGUAGGAUUUUAAAGGGCAUUGAUAGCAUACCAAACAAAAGGCAAAAUAAAGUGACCUUUUUAUAUA